UCUGGCAACUCUGUGCUGUAUACGGGCGCAAGCUGACUGCUACACAACACAGCUGUGAGAUAUUCACCUUGGCCUCGGCAUUGUUUACGCAGAAAAAUUUGUGAAAAUUAAGAAAAAUUGUUAAAACCCAAAUUAAAAUGGCAUCAGCGUCUAGUUCCAGUGCUCGUCACUUGUUUGAUGAUUCCAAGAAGCGUCUGUGCGCUCGCGUUGGCGUUAAUGUGAACAACUUAGGUUCCGUAGCCAGGCAAGUGGUUCGAGGCUCCAAGACAAAUGAGAUUAUGCAUCAGACGCUGAAGAACUUCACUCAAGUGGACGUGGUUUCCGAUUACAGCAAUCAGAACCUGCAGAAGAUGACGCUUAUCCUACAGCAUGUGGGUUAUCAGUACGAUGUGAUGGAAGACAGCGUCAAUCAUUUGGACUACCUCAAGGAGCAGAUUAAAAGUUCCUUUCGUUAAGCCUAUUAAUAGAAAUGCUUUCAUCCACAAAUCGUUCAAAGAAUCCGUCAGCAAUAU
Messenger RNA from Drosophila novamexicana, 512 nucleotides. RefSeq lists its product as uncharacterized. The coding region runs from base 138 to 455 and encodes 105 amino acids. Gene Ontology annotation, cellular component: BORC complex. NCBI's taxonomy places the organism in Eukaryota, Metazoa, Arthropoda, Insecta, Diptera, Drosophilidae. The transcript has 3 exons. The record is from RefSeq and is a predicted model, not a curated record.